This is a messenger RNA of Lingula anatina, 2443 nucleotides long. RefSeq names its product E3 ubiquitin-protein ligase COP1. The record is from RefSeq and is a predicted model, not a curated record. Gene Ontology annotation, molecular function: ubiquitin protein ligase activity; protein binding. Gene Ontology annotation, biological process: proteasome-mediated ubiquitin-dependent protein catabolic process. NCBI's taxonomy places the organism in Eukaryota, Metazoa, Brachiopoda, Lingulata, Lingulida, Lingulidae.
AUGUCAUACAGAAAGGUGCUGGAAAAAAUAAAAGUCCAGUCAACCACUAGUCUUGGUCAUGAAGAUGCCUGGUGUGUUUUUGUACUGGAUAGUGGGAAUAAGGUAUGGCUGACAGAGAAAUCAACAAAGUGCCAAGCAGGAUGGUCAAGUGAAUUGAAAUGGGCAUGUGUGUUCUGUGGCAGCAUGUCUGAGGAAGGUUUAGACUUCACCAAAAUGGUGAAGGUAGAGUUUCAGAAGCAAGUGCAAACUAGGAAAAUCGCCAAAAUGCCUACGGACAAAAGCUUAAACAAAUGGACACAUUUAAAAAUUGCUAAGAUGCAUACAGGUCUGAUGAAUUUACCAAACUGCAAAGGCUGCUCCAAGAUACAAAACAUGUCAAAAGCCAAUGCAGUUCCCAUUUGCUUUGGGAUGAUUGACGAAGCACAUAUGACAAAAUGUGGACACAGUUUUUGCCACAGAUGUAUAAAGCAGAGUUUAGACCAGUCCAAUCGCUGCCCAAAGUGUAACUUUGUGAUGGACACACCAGAUCAAAUUUUUCCAAAUUUCCUCUUAAAUGAAUUGAUUUUAAAACACAGACAAAAGAUAGAGAAGAAACCCAAGUUAGAACAACAGAAUGGGCAUAUCACCCCAGUAGCUGUCCAGGACCUUUUACUUGACCAGGACAGUCUGGAUCUGGCCAAUGUCAACUUUAUGCUGGAGCUACUGACACAGAAGAAACAGAGACUAGAAUCCGAUUCCAAAAUAGCUCAAAACCAGAUUCUUAAAGAUUUUCUCCAACAGCUGAGACAGAGAAAACAAGAGCAAUUAGACAGAUUAACAAGAGAAGUACAUAUCAUUGAUGAAGAUUAUAGCAGGGUCGAGACAGCACUGAAAGAAUAUAAAAAGAAAUAUCCUUUUACUCCAUUAUCUCCUGAAUCCUCCACAUUAGUAAAUGGGCUUGAUCAACCUCUGAGUGCAGAGCCCCACUGCAGUAGUACUAGUAGUAGUAGCAGUGUUAGUGUUGGGAGCAGUAGCCAGGAAGGAUUCAAUGGGAGCAGACAUGAUGGUGGGAAACAGUGGCUGCAGACCACUAUGGCUUCCAGGAGGAAAAAAGUCAGCCAACAUUUUGAUGAUCUGCAACAAUGUUAUUUCUCAACUAGGUUAAAAGAAUAUGGAUCUGGGGAGACAUGUAGUACCUCUUCAGAUGGACUGGAAGAUUUUAGUGAUAGCCUUUCCAAAUUUACCCAGUUCAGCUCAUUUCGUCCAUUAGCUACUCUUAGUUAUGCCAGUGACAUAUAUAAUGGCUCAAGUAUAGUAUCAAGUAUUGAAUUUGAUCGUGACUGUGAUUAUUUUGCUAUUGCUGGAGUCACCAAGAAAAUAAAGGUGUUUGAAUACAACAUGGUGAUCAGUGAUGCAGUGGAUAUGCAUUACCCUGUGACAGAGAUGGUGUGCAAUUCAAAAAUAAGCUGUGUAACAUGGAGUGCAUACCACAAGGGAACAAUGGCCAGUUCUGAUUACGAGGGGACAAUUACAAUCUGGGAUGCAUUUAGUGGGGUGAAGCACAGGAUGUUUCAGGAACAUGAGAAAAGGUGCUGGAGUGUGGAUUUCAACAGAAUGGAUCCUAAACUUAUAGCUUCAGGUUCAGAUGAUGCCAAAGUGAAGUUGUGGUCAACUGACGUGGAACAUUCUGUGGCCAGUAUAGAGGCCAAGGCCAAUGUGUGCUGUGUCAAGUUUAACCCCGAAAGCAGAUAUCACUUAGCUUUUGGUUCUGCAGACCAUUGUGUACAUUACUACGACCUUCGCAACACUAAGGUGCCACUCAUGACCUUCAAAGGCCAUCGGAAAGCUGUGUCAUAUGUGAAAUUUGUCAACUCUUCAGACUUGGUUUCGGCGUCCACAGAUAGUCAGUUAAAGCUGUGGAAUGUGAACAAACCUCAGUGUGUGAGGACAUUCAGAGGUCAUGUCAAUGAGAAGAACUUUGUUGGGUUAGCCACAGAUGGGGAUUACAUUGCCUGUGGGAGUGAAAAUAAUUCUUUGUGUGUUUACUUCCGGGGACUUUCCAAACAGUUGGUCACCUACAAAUUUGACACAGUAAGAAGUGUAUUGGAGAAGGACAGGAAAGAAGAAGAUACUAAUGAGUUUGUCAGUGCGGUCAGCUGGAGGCCAGGAUCAAAUGUUGUGGUUGCUGCAAACAGUCAAGGAACAAUCAAGAUUUUAGAACUUGUAUGAAAUUGUGGUCAAAAAAGCAGUGAGUCGAGCAUUUUAGGGAGUUCUAGAUGGAAUACUGUGGUCUCAGGAGAGGUGGCACGUUGAACAGUUUGGACUGAUCUCAUGUGGAAUGUGAGGCAGUAUGUUUUAACAGUGGAAAGACAGGUCAGCACAGUGGCCAGCACCCUGGUCAGCAUCUUUCUAGUUUAAGAUGUUUGCAGCUAAGCUUGAUGAAGUUGCUGGAUGAUAGAUUGAA